Molecule: messenger RNA, 984 nt
Organism: Colletotrichum lupini
Lineage: Eukaryota; Fungi; Ascomycota; Sordariomycetes; Glomerellales; Glomerellaceae
Exons: 10
Coding region: 1-984 (327 amino acids)
Source: RefSeq, a predicted model, not a curated record
AUGCCACCCUGGCUGAUUCCCGACUCCAUGGGCUGCCAAGUGGAGGUGGCAGAAAGGCUCUCCGAGUCUUGCUCCAACGACAUCUGGUUCAACCACUCUCACGUGCGCGAAAUACUGACCAUCAACAAUGGCCAUCGCCACACACGCAUGGCGCAAUGGGAUGAGCAGUCAACGAAUCUCAGUGUACACCGUAACUCCACCGGCGGUUCGGCCAUGCGCUAUGACCGUCGUCGAACCCACAACGGGCUGCUUGCCAAAGAAGCCCAGAGAGCCGUCCCCCCAAGCUUGAGAAUAAUCUCUCACCCCAAUUUCUCGCUGCCGUUUCCUCCCACUACCCAGAGACUGGUCCCGUACCAGCCGUUCGAACGCAAGUUCCGUUGUUCAGCGAAAAAGAGGGGCAACGGUAGGGGUCCUCCUCUGCAAGUGCAUGUUAUCCGUCCUCAAGUCCCAGCUCCAGCGGCAGCACCGGGAAGCUUUGCUACUGUUCUACAUAGUUACAAGGCAAGGUACGAAGUACAUAAUGCAAGCGUGCAACAUGCAGCGUGCAUAUUCCCCCGCCCUCUCAUCCAAGUCCGCAGCGCGGUCAAAGCGGAGCGAGUCCUCGAGUUUCCCGGCAUGCCGUCUUCGUUCAUUGCAAGUUGGAUGAACCUCGCGAACCCCUCAGUAUCUCGUAAAUCGAGGCGUUCAUCUAAAAUCUUCAAUGGAUCAACAUGGGUACGGAUAGCUGCGGAGACGUCAUCCCAGCACCCAGGAGCUACAGAUACCUUAGGAGAACGGAAUCCAAUAUGGCCCAAUAACCCAACGGCCCAGCGGCACCCCGGCGCUAGCUGGCUCCGGUUCACAGCUCCCGGCAUGAACGGUGCCUCGGCAGCGUUUGCCGCCGCCGCCGCCGCCGAUCAGCCCGUCGAUGCAUAUUCGGAUUUGGGGCCCGAGCUGAAGCUGAUAUACACCAUUCGGACUGGAAUUCCAUCCUCCAUACUGUAA